Aethina tumida (small hive beetle) is the source of this 767-nucleotide messenger RNA. RefSeq names its product translocon-associated protein subunit delta. The coding region runs from base 114 to 617 and encodes 167 amino acids. The transcript has 2 exons. The record is from RefSeq and is a predicted model, not a curated record. NCBI's taxonomy places the organism in Eukaryota, Metazoa, Arthropoda, Insecta, Coleoptera, Nitidulidae. Gene Ontology annotation, cellular component: membrane; endomembrane system; endoplasmic reticulum.
CAUCAACACGACUCGACGUAAAUUUGAAAGUUAGUGAUACGUGGCUGGUGUUUGUCCUGUCUCGUCCGCACAAACUCGUUCAGUUGACUGAAAGGCUGUGACCGCUUUACACCAUGGCUAAAUUAUUGGGUUUGUCAGUGCUAUUCUGCGUUUUUGCUGCCGUAUUGUGCGAUACCUGCAAAAAUGUACAAGUAACCUCCAAAUCCUUCACCACUCAGGACGUUACGAUCGUAACAAACGUAGCUUACAUUAGUGAAUUCAGUGUGCAAUGCGGAUCGGGGGCCCUGAACGCUUUAUAUGCGGAGAUCGAAGGAAACGUUGUGCCUGUAUCCUCUGUGGGACCAAACAAAUAUCAGGUUAGCUGGACUGAAGACCCCAAGACAGCCAAGAGGGGCGACCGUGUCGUCAGAUUGUUCGAUGAAGAUGGUUACACCGCCCUCCGUAAGGCAAUCAGAGCUGGCGAAGACGUCUCCAGUGUCAGUGAACUCGCCAAUGUUGUGAUCAACCAUCCAGGCGCCUACAGUGGUCCAUGGCUCAGGGGAGAAGUUGUUGCCACCAUUAUUUCUAUUGUUAUUGCCUAUUUCGCGAUUGUGUCGAAAUCUAAAGUGGUGUCAUAAACAUUUUAAACUGUUGAAUGAACUAAUGUUUAGUUCAUGAUUAUUUUUCAAUGAAGAACUGUUGUUAUUGCAAUAUUUAUUUCAUUUAUACAGAGAUAAUACAUUUCGUACCUUGUUCAUAAAAUAUUUAUUAAAAGAACGUUUUGUAAA